UAGGUUACGGUGACCGCUUUCCAUCAGGCGAGCCGUAUACCUGUUUGCCACCGACGUGGUAUAAAAAAAAAUGGUCGAGCGCAAAGGGUGGUGCUGUAAUGGCAUAUUAGCCACUUUCUAUGUUUAGCAGUAACACAAUGGUUUACUGCGACAUAACGCAUAUUGCUUGGUCAGCGGCAACCGACACAUGUAUAUAUAGGCAUGUUUUAUUAAAUAAACCGCUUCAUAUACGACUCAUACUUUGCCUAUGAAUCAACCAUCCUCAACUGUCCUCUAAUAUUACAUGUAGGGUUUGCAAUCCGGAUAUUCGAAUAUCCGGAUUGUGAUAUGUGAACAAGUCACAGUCGUAGAUAUCGACUCUCUCCGCCCGAGAGAUAAGAGCAACUGCAUCGUAGCUAAGACAUCGAAUUUGUUGAGAACAGAAAAAGCAGCAGCAAUGAAGCAAAGAGGCCCGUACUCUCCGUACCUAGGAUCCUCGACCCCGGAAAAGAUAAUGAAGCCCAAGCUGUCAGUGAUCAGCCCUAACCCAGCAGUUAAAUCAGUAAUGAAAUUGUAUUACAUACAAUCCUAUUUAGAGAGGAUGAACCCUCAGAGUAAUUUAAUAGAUUUGAUUAAGCAGAUGAUUGCGAACAAACUGGCAGGGCUGCCUGAGAUUUUCUCAACAGAGCCUAUAUCAAGAUGGUGCGGGAUUAACUAUGGUGGUAGUUACGAACACCGUUUUAGAGCCUCAUCCCAGAAGCGUUCGGCCUUGUAUGCACUCUCGACAACAUUGGCGACCCAUAUAAGCAUAAACACAAAUCAGUUGGGGCAGGCACUCAGAGGUCAGGAAGAUUACAACUUAUUUUUCCAGGAGCUUUUCCUUUACAUCCAAAACUAUGCCGCCGAAGCAGCUACCUGUGAUGCUCGAAUUCCAGAAGAGUACGGUGUUCCGCUUAUGUGUCCGCAAUGUACCUACUUGAUCACAGACCCGCAAGUCCAGAUGGAGCGUAGUCCGAACAUAGGAGUAGCAAGAGAAAUUGAGUACAAUCCUUGCUAUUUACUAGAUGGUGAUAGAGAAAGAAACAUCCGGGACUGUGUUGCAGCUAUGUCAGUUGACCUGGGACGUAAAUUGGCCAACACGCUAGACAGACAUACAGAUGUUCACGAUGAGAAAGAGUCAAUAGGCCUGAGCAAAACUAAUGACUGCACUGACAGGCUUGCGAGUAACUUGAUGACAGAGUUUCGCUCAGCGAGCCUACCUUACUUGAUCGUAGGAUUAAUGCAAGGAAGUGUCGACUUGACAAACUACCUUCAUGGCAAAACAUUUGUCUAUCCGAAGGGAAUGUUUGACCAUUUAGCCUAUCUAAUAUUAAAUGGCGGUCGCGAGAAUGAAGUCAUUAGGUGGCUCCAAAUUCCACCUUUAAAGCAUGCAAUAUUUACCCAACCUAGGAGUCUAUCCGGAGUCUUGGCGGAAUCUGUCAAGAAACACAUAACAGAACACGCGCGUGACUACUAUGAGGCAACCUUGACGAUAUUCUUUGCUUCAGACACUCUUGGGUAUCAGCAACACGUUUGGAACUUAUAUUUAAAGAAAUACUUGGAUAUGACAACGACGAUGAGCAAAUUCGAAAAAGCAGGAGCUCUAUCCGUCACACGCGUUCACGAGCAGGGAGCAAGGCGAUGGCUUGACCUGUGCCCUGUAGUGGCACUGAAUGGGUAUUCAAACUUCUACGGGUUCGACCAGGCAAUUGCAAUCCUGGUCUGGCGAGACCUGAAGGGUGAGUUCACUGAGCAUCUUUCACCUGCACUGCCUCUUGCUGAUACGAUCGACCAGAAGCUGUCUACCAAGGCAAACAUAUCUCGCUUGACGUCAGGGUUUCUCGCUUACCCGGCAAGGAAAUCACCAUGCUAUGCCUUUAGUGAAUCAAUUCUGAGACGAACAGGAAGCGACAACGCGGCCAGCCUACCAAGACCCGCCGACACACCAGAGGCGAGCAGGCCAAGGGAACCCUCCAGCCUGCCAGGACCAGGCGAGCCAGGCUCCAACGGCCCCGUCGCAGCCCCCGCGGACCAUCGUGCGACCGAUAGCCACCGUGGCACCAAUGCCACCACGGGCCGCACAACUGCCUCAAACGACGGCACAGGAAAUCCCGCCGCUCAGCACACCAGCACAGACCACGCCGUUUACAAGGGCACGUAG
This is a messenger RNA of Leguminivora glycinivorella, 2179 nucleotides long. RefSeq lists its product as uncharacterized. The record is from RefSeq and is a predicted model, not a curated record. The transcript has 3 exons. Bases 437 to 2179 code for a protein of 580 amino acids. NCBI's taxonomy places the organism in Eukaryota, Metazoa, Arthropoda, Insecta, Lepidoptera, Tortricidae.